UCAAAGGAUUUGCUUUCCCCUCUCAAAGAGCCGCUAUUCUUUGAUGAUUGGGCAGCGGCAAACUUCAAAGUAAUAAAUCUUAUUUCUGACUGGCUGGCGGCCCACCAAAGUCCUUAUCAAAUUCUAAGAAGUGAUCCCUCACUCUUCAGAUAGACCAAGGAUAUAUCGGAGAGAGGAAGCACUGGAGAGUGAAGCCCUGCUCGACAAGAUAUAUUUUUUGUGUACCGCGAAUGAGUAUAUUUGUCUAAAUUAGUGCUUUUAUUUUUUAUUCGUCUUUACCGAGCGGAGGAGGACGUUUACCAUGGCAGCAGUGGCUGUACUGCGGAAUGAAACACUUCAGGCUUUUCUUCAGGAUCGUACUCCAAACUCUUCCCCAGAGAACUGUAAGCACUCUCCGCUGGCUCUCCUGGCUGCCACUUGCAACAGGAUCGGGCAUAACCACGGAUCAAACCCCGCUGAUUUCCUCCAGGUCCCCUACGAUCCCACGCUGGGUUCUCCUUCGCGUUUAUUUCACCCGUGGACUAACGAGGGAAACCCUCAGAGCAGCCUGGCCAACAACUCUACUUUCGGACUAUCCUCCAAGCCCCAGCUCUCUGCGCACAUCCAGAGCCCCUUCAGCUCCCACCACGAACUGCCCCUCACCCCUCCGGCGGACCCCUCGUACCCCUAUGACUUCUCCCCCGUGAAGAUGCUGCCUUGCUCCAUGCAGUCCACCUGCCCUCCCACCUACGUCCCCGCCGUCAGCUACGCGGCUCCAGCGCCCAUUCCGCCCGCGAUGCCAAGUUUUGUCACGGGACCCUCCGGCCUUGUGCACCAGCAGCAGAGACAGUUGUCCCCAAACCCUGGAGAGGAUAUUCCGUGGUGGAGCCUCCAGCAGGGGAACCACGUAAGCCACUCUUCCUCACUCGGUCCUCACCGCUUCCAGCUGCAGAGAGGCUUGGUUCUGGGACACACGGACUUUGCGCAAUACCAGACGCAAAUCGCCGCUCUGCUGCACACAAAGUCCCCCCUCGCGACUGCGCGGCGGUGCAGGAGGUGCAGGUGUCCGAACUGCCAGUCCUCCACGUCCAGCGACGAGCCCGGGAAGAAGAAGCAGCACAUUUGCCACAUACCGGGUUGCGGGAAAGUUUAUGGGAAAACUUCUCACCUCAAAGCGCACCUGAGGUGGCACUCGGGGGAGCGGCCGUUUGUGUGCAACUGGCUGUUCUGUGGCAAGAGUUUCACCAGGUCGGAUGAGCUGCAGAGACACCUGAGGACUCACACAGGGGAGAAGCGCUUUGUUUGCCCGGACUGCUGCAAAAGGUUCAUGAGGAGUGACCACUUGGCAAAACACGUCAAAACUCACCAGAACAAAAAGAGCAAAUGCCACGACAAGACACUAGAUCACGUGAAAAGAGAGGACACCAGGAUGUUGUAACACACCUUAUAGUCAUCUUAAACAGUAGACUUUAAAAUAGUGCAAUACAGUCAGUGCUACACUAGUUACAAGUUCACAGUGAGCUGCAUUUUUGUAGGGUACUUGGUUAAUUUUGUUGGUCGAUUUCUUACAUCCUGACAAUAGUUUCUAACAUUGCUGGUCUGUGUAGCACAUUUGUGUGUGUGUGUAUAUAUAUAUAUAUAUAUAAAAAGUUUCAUAAGUUAAUUUGGGACCAUGGAGGAGCUCAUAAGUUUGAAUUCACUGUCUAUAUCAUAUCAAGGAAGACAAGUUUUCAACUUGUGUUUUGAUCAAUGUCUUCGGUGGAAGAUUUCACUCCCCUGUAAAUGAUAUUUAAUAGCUUUUGUUGAAUGAAAGUGUCUGUUUUUGCUCCAUAUGGGGUGUUUAUAAAAGCAUGCUCUCCAGAAGAUCUGCUAUUGUUAAUAUGACCUAAAUGCUGUGUGAGAAUAAAAGUUAUGACGUUU
Messenger RNA from Haplochromis burtoni (Burton's mouthbrooder), 1899 nucleotides. It is a transcript of the gene sp5a, whose product is annotated as Sp5 transcription factor a. The transcript has 2 exons. Gene Ontology annotation, molecular function: DNA-binding transcription factor activity, RNA polymerase II-specific; RNA polymerase II cis-regulatory region sequence-specific DNA binding. NCBI's taxonomy places the organism in Eukaryota, Metazoa, Chordata, Actinopteri, Cichliformes, Cichlidae. Bases 302 to 1417 code for a protein of 371 amino acids. Gene Ontology annotation, biological process: regulation of transcription by RNA polymerase II. The record is from RefSeq and is a predicted model, not a curated record.